Molecule: messenger RNA, 462 nt
Organism: Staurois parvus
Lineage: Eukaryota; Metazoa; Chordata; Amphibia; Anura; Ranidae
Source: the annotation of a GenBank genome assembly
GCCUCCCACUGCUGCUGCCAGGCCCGUAAUCUGCCAUGGGGCCCCCGUACCGCCUCCUCAUGCUGCUGCCAGGCCCGUAAUCUGCCAUGGGCCCCCGUACCGCCUCCUCAUGCUGCUGCCAGGUCCAGAGUGUGUCAUGGGUCCCUGUACGGCCUCCCAUUGCUGCUGUCUCCAUCGCCACACUCUGCCAUGUGCCACUUUCAGGUCUCCUCACACUGCUGGUGUGUUACAUUUUUUGUCAUAGGGUGCUGUAUGGCCUCCCAUUGCUGCUGCCUCCACCGCCACACUGUGGCUCCACACUCUGGUUUUGGCCCCGUGACUGCCCAAAUGAGUGAAGUGUGCGGUGAUUCUAAGAUCGAAGGCACUCAUCUGCAUGUCAUACUGACUGACAGUAUUAUUUCUCUUCCCCAGCAGACUCCAAGGGCAUUUAAAUUAAAGGUACAGUGUUCUGCACUAAUAUAA